UGAGAUCUGAGGAGGGCGUAACGUGGUCUCGCCGGGUAAAAGAGAUUUGACAGUUGCAGGUCUGGAGCUCAUCCUCCACUUGACUCUUCCUCCGUGGGACGGAGACCAUGGCGGCGGCUGCUGCCUGUCCCCAGCACAGCGCUGCGAUGAUGGCCAAAAAGACGCACGGUAACAGGGAACACAGUCGGAGGAACCGGGAGAACUCUCGUCGGAGACAAGCAGCUCUUUUAUUUCUUAGUAACAUCUCACUGGACGGACGGCCAGUGCAUAGUAAUUCAGACGAGCAUGGAGGAAGCCACAAAGAGACCGACUUUGAGGGAGCGGACUCGGCGGCCGGGUUGUGCCCGGAGAUGGGCGGCCGAUACGGAACAUUCUCCAGGUUGGCAACGGCAGUGAGCUGCGGGAACGUCAAUCCCUCCAUGGGACCGAGGACAGGACUAUUGAACAUACCGCCUAUCCUAGUCCUGCCGUCGGACUCGGGGUUUAACGAUGUGGGGAGCGCGGAGGGGCUGCUGCAGUGCCGCAGAGGCUCGGUCCCCUCGGCCGGGAACCUGCUCCCCUCGCCUGGGAACCUGCUCUCCGCGUCCCCGUCCAACGCCAGCCUCCUGCCGUCGCCUCUGGGACCGCGGAAGUCUUCCACACUUCUGUCGGUACAAAGCUGUAACUCUGUGUCCUCAGAGCCGCGACAGAGGACUCGUAACCUCUCUGGUGGCUCUCCCAGACCUCGGCACACCAAGAAGACCCACUUCAUCAAAAACAUGAAACAGUACGACACGAGAGGCAGCAGGAUCGUGCUUAUCUGUGCGAAGAGAUCUCUGUGUGCUGCCUUCUCUGUUCUGCCCUACGGAGAGAGCUUCUACCUCAGUGACCCGACAUUAAACCACACCAGGAGGAGACACUCGUCGGGGAACAUCUCCACCACUCUGGAGAUGCUGCCGGGGCUGGAGGGCUUCCAGCUGGACCCCUACGGCAGGUCGGUGUCCUACGCCCAGUUCCUGUACCCCACCAACGCCCUGGUGAGGCAGAAGCCGGCGUCGUCCUGCGACCUCACGCUGCAGAUCCCCGUCUCCAGGAGCACACACAGCAUGCCGGGCAGGAGCGCCCCCCCCAGCCGGCUGAACAGCACCGUGGGACUUGACUUAGGUCUGGAAGAUGUAACAGACUACGACCCCAACCUCCUCAGUGACCCCCAGUGGCCGUGUGGGAAACACAAGCGGGUGCUGAUCUUCGCCUCCUACAUGACGACGGUAAUAGAAUACGUCAAACCUUCUGAUCUGAAGAAAGACAUGAACGAGACGUUUAAGGAGAAGUAUCCUCACAUUAAACUCACCCUCAGCAAGAUACGCAGUCUGAAGAGAGAGAUGAGGGUGGUGGGGGAGGACUGCGGCCUGCAGCCCGUCACCAUCGCCAUGUCCUUCGUCUACUUUGAGAAGUUGGUGCUGCAGGGUCGACUCAAUAAACAGAACAGGAAGUUGGUGUCAGCGGCCUGCCUCCUACUGGCUGCUAAGAUCAGCAGUGACCUCAAGAAACAGGAGGUCAAACACCUCAUCGAUAAGCUGGAGGAGCGUUUCAGGAUCAGCAGGAGGGAGCUCAUAACCUUUGAGUUCACCAUCCUGGUCGCCCUGGAGAUGGCGCUGUACCUCCCUGAGAGCAAAGUCAUGCCUCAUUUCAGGAAGCUGGUGAAGCAGGCGUAGCAGAGACACACUGGGUGUUUCUCAAUGUCGAGGAAGGAUGCUCCAGAGCCACUAUUCCAAGCAUACUACGUCAUCGAGUGCC
Trematomus bernacchii (emerald rockcod) is the source of this 1776-nucleotide messenger RNA. It is a transcript of the gene cables2b, whose product is annotated as Cdk5 and Abl enzyme substrate 2b. The transcript is spliced from 10 exons. Bases 108 to 1694 code for a protein of 528 amino acids. The record is from RefSeq and is a predicted model, not a curated record. Lineage: Eukaryota; Metazoa; Chordata; Actinopteri; Perciformes; Nototheniidae. Gene Ontology annotation, biological process: regulation of cell cycle.